Molecule: messenger RNA, 690 nt
Organism: Mauremys mutica (yellowpond turtle)
Lineage: Eukaryota; Metazoa; Chordata; Testudines; Geoemydidae
Product: C-type lectin domain family 1 member A-like
Source: RefSeq, a predicted model, not a curated record
AUGGAUUUAGGCAUGUUGCAGAGAUUUCUGAGGGCAAGCUGCACUUGCUUGCAGCUUAAAACUCCACGUAUUCCUUUUACAGGGCACCCCGCUUCAUCCCCCACAUGGUGUCUGGUUGCCCUGACUUUCCUUACAUUGUGCUUGGCAUUGCUGGUAGGGCUGUUGGCCCUGGGGAUUGUGUUUUCUCAGGUUUCCAGUGACUUCCAGAAACAGAUUGGAAACCUCAAGCGAAACCAGGAAACUCUGCACAUAAGUUCCUCAAAAAGGCUGCAAGACAUGAAAGAAAAUUUGUGUCUGAAAGGGGAAGAAAAUAAGAAUGAUGGACCAAAUUGUACACUCUGCCCUGCAAACUGGCAAUGGAUGGGAGGUGACACCUGCUUCUACAUUUCAAGAGAGAAAAGGUCCUGGAAGCAGAGUCAAGAGUUCUGUUCCUUACAGAAUUCCACCCUUCUCAUGCUACAGGACAAGGAGAAGCUGAACCAUGUACCUCCAAGAGAAACUAGAGACUAUUACUGGAUUGGAUUAUCAUGUAAAUCUAAAGGGAACACCUGGCAUUGGGAGGAUGGCUCAGCUUUUUCAGCACAGAGAACUGAUUGGAUUGACUUGUAUGCAUCGUAUAACUGUGGCUACUUAUCUGGGGUUAUUAUACAGGAAAAUAACAGAAAAUUUGCUAUGAAAGACAAGGAGUAA